GGCAUACUGAGCAAGCAGUGGGUUGAAACUCCUACCCAAUGAUUAGAUACAUGAUUAAUAUAAUUUACAUGUAAUACAGUUUAUGUUCAGACUGCUAAAGUUGUGUUUUCUGUUAAGGAAAGUUUGUUUUGUUGUUUGAAGAUGAGUGAUGGAGCAGUAUGCACUGGCUAACCCCGACCAGCAGGGGGCGCGUUCGCUACACUGUGUGUUCUAGGUUAUUCAGAGAAUAAGAACACAUGAAUGUGAAGUAUAAUUGUGUGUGGCGAACUGUGUUGUUAAAAAUAACUUUUGGCUCCUUGCAGAUUGCAAUAAAGCUGAUUCAUCAAGUUAAAUUUGUAGUGGAGGACAGUUUCAUUCUGGACCACGCUACAUAUUUUGGUAGCAGAGGAUGGUUGGUUCAGCCCACAGCCCAGUCGCAUAAAAGUGAAGACACACCAACCAGAGCAGCAUCAUGGAGGAAGCUAGGGACGAAGUCAGCAGGAUAUUACUGACGCUGGAGGAGAAGGAGCUCAUUCCCCUAUGUGAGCAUCUAAAGUGUAGCGCACCUGUUGGGGGUUUCGCCAGCAAAACAAGACGCACCCUAAUCAGGUUGGUGGAGAAAACACUAGAUGAAAUACAGGAGGGUGAAGAGUCCACAGAGUCAUAUCAGACGUAUCUCCAGCAUGUAUUGUCCCAUCUGGCCUCUCUGAAUCCGACAUUGGGAGAGAAUGAGGCUGAGAUUGUAGUUCAGGAGGAAAGUGAGUUAGAGAAGUUGAAAAUGCAGUACCAGAUAUUACAGCAGCAGAUGGAAAAGGAAAUCGGGGCAUUGGAGGAAAAGAUAAAGCGGAGGACACAGGCAGCAGGAGGAGACACUGCGUCUGUCCUCAUUACUACAAAAGAAGUGGACACAAAGCCUGCCACCACCACACCAGCCAGACUGCCUGAGGUUACGCUGAGGCGGGAGUUCCGGAUAAUGGGACAGAUCGGGGAAGCAGGACAAAAGGACAAGUUGUCCUACACAAGCCUCAUAAACCAGAUCGAGUCGGCACUACAGAAAGGACAUGGAGAAGCGGAGAUCAUUGAAGCAGUCACACGUGCUGUGAGCCCAGGUCUUCAUCUUCGGGAGAUGCUGGAAAUAAAGCGAGGACUGACCCUACCCACCCUGAAGACCAUACUCAAGGGUCACUAUAAAGUGGAUUCUUCCUCUGACCUACUGCAUCGUCUGAUGAACAUGACACAAGAUCCAAGGGAGUCAGCCCAGAACUUCUUAUUCAGAGCAAUAGAACUGAAAGAGAAGCUAAUGAGAAAAUUCAGCGAUGAUGAUGAAAGUGAAGAAGGUGAGCAGUUUAGUCCUGAGCUAAUUCAGAGAAAAUUCCUCCGCUCUAUAGAGACUGGUCUUUACAGUGAUGCGGUUAAGUUCCAGCUCAAGCCGUAUCUUUGCGACCGUACUGUCACAGAUGAGGUGUUAAUUGAGCGUAUCAAUGAGGCAACAAACUUAGAACAUGAGAGACAACAAAAACUGAGGAAGACAGUCAUGAACAAGCCUCCAAAAGUCAGUGAAGUGCAGGCAGAAGUGUACCCAUCUGACGCCUCAGCAGCAGCAGUAGAUACUGUUAACCGUGAACAAGGGGGAAGAAGUAAGAAAUAUCAAGGACCCAAAGCAGAGGCCAAAGCGGAGCUAGACUCAAUAGAAGCGCUGAAGGCUGAGGUGCUAGAAAUUAAGAACUUGGUGUUACAGACGGUGGAGGCCACACAAGUUAAAUUGGCCGAGCGAACAUUCACACCCAGCCGUACUCGGCUCAGGGGUUGUAGGGCAUGUCAGGAAGCCCAGAUGGGUGACGCCUGCAGACAUUGCUUUAAGUGUGGGCAAGAGGGACAUCUCUCCAGAGGAUGUCGACGGACCAGAGAGCAGCAGGGAAACGAGAUGGGGCUGCCGAGCCGGGACCCUCGGUAGCCCAUGAAUCAUCACGUCUCACCAUACAGCAACCUGCCUCCCCUCAUGCACCACCUCAAAUCUCAACAGUUAACUAUCUUCCACCACGACGCAAGGAAAAACUCAUCAAGUUAAUUGCUAAGAGGCACACUGUCCAUUGCACAUUAGAUACAGUUCCAGUUGUAGCAUUAUGGGACUCAGGUGCUCAGGCAACAAUCAUUAAUGACGAAUGGAGAAAGCUACACUUACCACACAGCACGGUGCGGCCUCUCAGUGAG
This is a messenger RNA of Fundulus heteroclitus (mummichog), 2190 nucleotides long. RefSeq lists its product as uncharacterized. Bases 452 to 1933 code for a protein of 493 amino acids. NCBI's taxonomy places the organism in Eukaryota, Metazoa, Chordata, Actinopteri, Cyprinodontiformes, Fundulidae. The transcript is spliced from 2 exons. Gene Ontology annotation, molecular function: zinc ion binding; nucleic acid binding. The record is from RefSeq and is a predicted model, not a curated record.